AUGGCUGGAGGCAAAAUUAGGAAAGAAAAGCCGCAAAAGGGUGCCGCCGCCGCCGCCUCAAACCCGCACUUCCAGGGUGGCAUACCCUUCCACAAGUCCAAAGGCCAGCACAUAUUGAAAAAUCCACUCUUGAUUGACAGUAUAAUUCAGAAAUCCGGCAUCAAGCCCACCGACGUCAUCCUAGAAAUCGGUCCCGGUACUGGUAACUUGACUAAGAAGCUUCUGGAAGUCGGAAAAUCUGUCAUAGCAGUCGAACUCGAUCCCCGUAUGGUUCUAGAGUUGCAACGUAGGUUUCAAGGAACCCCGUCGUCCACUCGAUUGAAGGUUAUACAAGGAGAUGUACUGAAGUGCGAUCUUCCAUACUUUGACAUUUGUGUAGCAAAUAUCCCAUAUCAAAUUUCGUCCCCCCUUACUUUCAAAUUAUUGUCUCAUCGCCCAUUAUUCAGGUGUGCGGUAAUAAUGUUCCAAAGGGAAUUUGCCAUGAGGCUUGUUGCUCAGCCUGGUGAUAACCUUUACUGUCGCCUGUCUGUGAACACUCAACUGUUGGCUCGGGUAAACCACAACGAUUUUCACCCUUCCUUGUUGAUCAGGCCUCCGCCAAAGGUUGACUCUUCUGUGGUCAGGAUUGAACCAAGGAAACCACUUCCUGCGGUGAAUUUUAAGGAAUGGGAUGGUUUAGUUCGGAUUUGCUUUAACCGCAAAAACAAAACUCUUGGUUCAAUAUUUAGGCAAAAGAGUGUCCUUUCGGUGCUAGAGAAGAACUAUAAAACCUUGCAAGCAUUACAGCUUUCUCAAGAAGGGUUGUCAGAUUCUUCAGAAAUGGCCAUGUGUGUCACUGCUUUGGGAGACACUCUUGGUGACUUUAGCAUGGACACUGACGAAGGGAGAGAUGACGAGGAUAUGGAGAUGGAUGAUGGGGAUACAAAAGCUUCUGAUUUUAAAGAAAGAGUUUUAGGUGUGUUAAAGCAAGGAGGUUUUGAAGAAAGAAGAUCUUCCAAACUCGCACAAGCAGAUUUCAUGCACCUACUCUCCUUGUUUAACAAGGCGGGUAUUCAUUUUUCUUAG
Molecule: messenger RNA, 1065 nt
Organism: Fraxinus pennsylvanica
Lineage: Eukaryota; Viridiplantae; Streptophyta; Magnoliopsida; Lamiales; Oleaceae
Source: the annotation of a GenBank genome assembly